Messenger RNA from Phytophthora sojae, 3441 nucleotides. RefSeq lists its product as hypothetical. Lineage: Eukaryota; Oomycota; Peronosporomycetes; Peronosporales; Peronosporaceae. The transcript has a single exon. The record is from RefSeq and is a predicted model, not a curated record. Bases 1 to 3441 code for a protein of 1146 amino acids.
AUGGACCCGUCCAAGCUGCCGCUGUUCGCCCGCGGGCGGAGCAUGCUGAGCGAGGCGCUGUCUCCCACGACUAGGCGGCGAUUUGCCGGCUUCCUGGACACUGGGGCACCGUCGGAGGAGUCGCAGAUGCAGUCUCCGUUCGCCUUCUCGCAGACUUCAAGUCCGGCUCGGCAGAAUCCGUCGCCAGGGAGACGAACUCCAUCAAUGCGACGCCGUUCCGCUCUGUCGGAUGCAGACUUUGAUGGUAGUAACGCAAGUGACAGGAGUUUGGUGCGGAUUCCAUGCAACUCGCGGCCGUUCCGGGUGCGAUUGGCUCUGGAGAGGGGCCAGGUCGUGGUGCACGGGUUCGAACGCAGUGUGGACAAGGGCAAGAGAGGUCCCCCGGGGGACGUGGAGAGGUCGGGGAUGGUGCAGGUCGGCGACGUGCUGGUGGGUGUCAAUGGGCAGAUGAGGAGGUUCUCGACGCUGGAGAUGGCGCAGAUGACGCUGGCGAGUGUGGACAUGCCGGCGGAGCUCAUGUUCCGACGCGUGCUGGUGGUCAAGGAGACGCUCGGCGAGUACACUGAGACGCACAUUGCCCGUUAUUUAACGUUGCAGGAGAGUUUGUUGGUGAGUGCACGCGGCGUUCAGGAGGCGGCGUUGUUGGUGCAGGCGUGUAUUGAGGUGUUCGGUGAGAGUAAAUCGACUGUGCCAUUGGAGGACUACAUCGAUCACGUGGAGCAAGUGGUGCUCCCGUCGUUGGGCAUUUUGUCGGAUAAAGUGGCGUAUGACAGGAAGAACCGGUUUGAACAGAUCAAGCAAGUGAUGGAAACGGUGCAUCAGUGUGUGGACGCCCACAAGAAGAAGCAGGUCAAGGCGUGGAACGCGGCCAAGAGCUCGAACUACCGGCGAAUUGAGAUCUUGGCCAGGCAGCGCGCUAGCAUCAAGGAAAGACUUGAAAAGAUGCGCGAGAACAAGAAGGAACUGCGACCAGAGAACCACACUCUGUGGUCGGAGUACAUUGAACUGCGCCACCUUUUCACGCAACUGAGUGAGAACGUGGAGAAGUCGAAGCAAGAGCAUUACUUGCCGGACUUUGAAGGAUAUUUGCUGCGCUUCGGAAAUGACGGCAUUUAUGUCGGCGUUGGGGAUAUCUGGAUUCCAUCUUUCCACGCCAAGUUCUCGAUCGAGACGAGGUCGACAGCGCCACACUUGUCUCUGCAUAUCUCAACGCCCUCCACACGCGGACUGAAGAUCCGCGUGAUGAACUUUACACUAGUGACUGAAGGACGAUUGCCGAGUUUCCACUGUGAUGAGUUGAAUGUCGAGGCGCAGCUUGUGGCUGACAUCCCGCUCGUGUUUGACUCGAUACCGGGGUGGACUGUUCCGCCAGAGGAAUUGGACGUGAAGCUGAUGAGCUUCGUGUAUUACGAGAGGGAUAUCAACUCGACUAAGCGUGGCAAAGACCACGAUACAAUCAUGAAGAUGUUUAUCAACCGCAUGCUGCCUUCGGUCGUGAGAGGAGCUGUCCAGCGACUAUUUUGCGUCGAGCUAGGACCGCUGAUCCAACGUCGCGAAGCUCAAGUCGUGCUAUCCAGUGAGAUCAAGAUCAGUGGACGAAAGCUGGCGGUGUACGAUGCCGCGCUGAAAAACUCGAACACAGAGGCUAAGCGUGCAACAGAUCAAGAAUUAUCGGAGACAGCGCGUGACAUCAUGGCCAUCUCAGACGAUGAAGCCGAGGUUUUGUUCACCAUCUUCAAGACUUUCGUCGAUACGCACAACAACAACAAGACCCUGUUUGGCAAGGUGGAAACGCCGCGGUUGUGCAUCCGCAACCUGAUCAGCUACUUCGAGCAGUUCCACCAGACACCGCAUUUGAAGGCGCUGGCGAGUGAGCUCUGGGGGCAGAGCAUUCAGUUGUUGUCAACGACGUCGGACUCGCCGUCUCGUCGAGAUCCAGCGCUGUCGUCCCCUUUUGCCUCGAUCAUCGACACUAUCGAGCAGAUUAAGGAAUACCCUGUGGAUGUGUCAAUUUCGCUGGUGGAUGUUACGUUUCGCCUUGACCUGUGCGAGGGAGCUUCGACCUACUACAUGGCGCUGCAACGCAUCAUUCGCAGAAGUAUGGAUACGAGCUCGGUUGGCCUCGCAAAUCUGGCCGAGCUGCGCGAUAGCACCUACCUCCAGAACAAGCUGGCGCGGCUGGACAACCGCUAUGAGACAGCGACAAAGUUGCUCUCGUAUGUCACCACCAAUGUCGAUAUGCUAGGCGUCAUCUUCCGUGGUGUGCUUCCAAGUGGAUUUAUGAGCCGGUUGUUUGUUGAGGCGAGAGAUUUCUCCGGCAAAGGCCCAUGUGCCGGGUCGGUCACGAUCCCACUCACGGAUUUGGCAGCCUUGUCUUCACGUGACGGAGUUUCAAUUACCCCGCAAAGCGUGAACGAGCCUCCACCGUCAAUCUUGACCAGAACGCACGAACACGGAGCUUUAGUGUUUUCAAGGUUUCUGCUCGACUCGAUCCAGAACAAUGGCCCAGACGACGAAGUAGAACUCCCAAACGAUCGCUUGAAAGUUGCCGUGAAAAACCCAUCGGUUCGCGUGCUUUUCGAAGUUCCAUCCGACGUAUCACAGUUGGAGCCUGGACAAACGCUCACUCCGUUCUCCGUAUCGGUAGUCACCGAUGACGCUAACGAACCUCCAAAACUCAAGGUCGAGACGGGGGACUUUGGUAAGUGCCAGUACUCUGCUCAAAGUAUUACCCUGAGCGGGACAGUGUGGCAGUUCUUGAAGCGGACGCAUGAAUCAGCUGAUGAUGUACUGCGCUCCCAAGAGGCUGCAACAUCCGAUGACACAUCGAACCCCACCAGCACAUCGAAAGGGUCCUCCGAAGCUGGAGAGGAGGGCAGCAUUUGGGACGAGUACCUCGAGUCGCCGUUUUUCAGCCUCCGUUUCCACUUCUUCACGUCGUGUCAAGUGUCUCGUGACCACGUCUUCUUGAGCAUCGGCAGCGCUUCGCUGACGGAGCCGAAGGUCGCACAGCUCAAGCACCGCGUUUGCCUCGGGCAGCUGCUGCAAGACCUCGACAUGCUCAGCGUCGUCGACUCGAACGCGUCCAGGAGGAAGGCCGGCGCGAGGUUCCAGCACGCGCUGCAUCAACGAGCCGUCGACGCCGAGCGGCACGGUCCGUCCUCUGUCUCCAACUACUCGCAGAGUCAGACGAUCUUCUCGCAGUCAAGCUUCACCUCCAUAGACGACUUCGACGGCACGAGCGAGCCAGCGUCCGUGUACGAGUCGGAGUUCCACGACAGCGACACCCGCACCCCACGACAAUUUUUCCAGCGUGAGGCGGUGGACAGCAGUGCAGUUUCAAGCGAAUCGAGCCAAGCAGCGGACUCCGAUGCGCUGCCACCUCCAAUCCAGCCCAACGUUCGCUCUGUAGACCGCCGGACGAGCGCGCUCUACUUCUGA